AUGCUAGUGAAGCUUUUACUCAUCGGUAAUAUAAUUGGAUUGGCAAAGCUGGUCAAAGACUCAGACCAUCCUGGAUAUCACGAUGGCUCAGUGCACGUUUCUGAGACCUCUGCAUACCCCCAGAGGACUCCUGUGUCACAUGAAGAAGAAAGUUCUUGGGAGGCAGGAAGGCUCAGGGAGAAUAUUCAAGAUUAUCCUUCAAGUGUGAUCUCCUCACAUCAGGAAGAGAGAGAGGAUUUUGAAGCUGAGAGCCUGCCAUCCCGAAAUGGAAACUGGUGUCCCUUCACGCUCUCCCGGAUGGUAACAUACAUAGAAGCCUGCAUGAAGGAGAAGUACAUUGUAAACUCCCAACAGCCCUGCCUAAAUGGAGCACCAGACUGUCAGAAGAUCAUGUACAGGACAGCUCUGAAGCCAGUCUAUCAAGUGAAACAGAAGGUUUUGAAGUCUUUGCAGUGGAAAUGCUGUCCUGGAUUUAUUGGCAAAGACUGUAAACAGCAUGAUCCCAAUUUUAUUCUGGUGCCAGAAAACCAAACUGAAGGACAAGAAGAUCUCUCAAACCAGAUGUCAACAUCAGUGGAUUCAAGAGAAAUGUUGGAAGUCAUUCAAAAUCAUGAGGCUUUACUGGAUGAUCUUCAAAGUGAUAUUCAUCAAGCAGUCAGCAACUUAGGUGACUUACAGAGAAUAAUUGAAAACAACGGUACAAGCAUGGUGUUAGAAGUGAACCAGAGCAAUUCAGAUCCACAGGAAAGGCUUCUACAGCAAGUUUUGUUUCCCCACAUUGAGAAUUUUCUAAGGAAACAUUUUAACCCCAUGUGGGUAAGCUUCAACAGAAGCUUACAGAAUCUGUCAAACAUAGUAAGAAACCUGUCCCAUGAUGUGGAAGCCAACAAGAAAAGCAUAGAAAGGUUCCAGGAGAGUACUGUGCCCAAAAGGGAAUUCCAGGAGCUGGGAACUAAAUUUGAAUCGAAAGUCCAAGAAAACUUAGUGAAGGUCGAUCAAGUGAAAAGAGAUAUAGAGAACCAACUGCAAAUGCAGCAGGCUGGUAUGCAUUAUAACCUCAACACAAUCAAGGCAGACACUGACACAAAGCUCAAGAAGAUUCAUAAAGUACAGCAGUCCCAUUUCUUAGCUCUGAAUGAGAGUAUAGCAAAGAUGAAACAGGAGCAAAACAAUCUCGAAAAUAAGUUUGAGACUUUGAAAAGAAAUUUAACAGAACUCUUCUCACAGCAUGGUCCCAAAGACGAGAAUGCCCAGUUAACCAGCCGACAAAUCAGUGACGUCCUGGCAGGGCACGCGAAGCAGCUCAAAGAGCUUUACAUGGAGUCAGAUGUGGCCUUCCAGAACAUUGCGGUUUUAGAGAGGUGGUUUAAGGAGAUGAAAAAAAAUAUCUCAAAGUAUAGGCCAGAAGAUCUGACAGUAACUCUAAUGGAGAAAUCAUUUAUUAUGGAAGAAAACAAAGCAGCAACGGAGAGGCAAAUAUCAGAGCUCAACGACACUCUCUCAAAUCUUCGGGAAAACUAUUCGGAUCUGUUGAGGUACAUGGAGGAAUGCAAUUGCCAGAGAAUAUCUUCUGACACUGAUAUAUUGGAGGAAGAAGACUUACAAAAUACCACUUAUUCCCUUGAAGGCACUCAAUCAAACUUUAAGGAUAUGCAGCACUUAGAGUCAGUUUUCAGAGAUCUCUUAAGGAAUGAAAUUGAAGAGCUUUCUUCCGCUUUUCCAUCCAUCCAUCAGUCCCUUAGCCUGCGUCAAGAAGAAACCAGGCAGCUUCAGUCACAAGUUACAGCCUUUUCAGAAGACAUCAGCAUUUUGAAAAAGAGAGAUGAAGAAAUUCAUCAACACAUCAAAUACCUCAAUAGUUCUUUUAUCUCUCUUUUAAAAGAUGCCAUGCGGCAUGAAACAGCACUGGAAGCUCUACUAGGAGAAGAACUAAUGGAAGUCUUGUUUGAAGAAGAUCCUAGUAUCCUAAUCACAUCAGUAUUUCAGCUGCAAGAAUCUCUCAGAUAUAUCUCAGAUAAACUCCAAGAACAAAAUAGGACUUUAGAUUCUCUUACAAAGAGAUUUCAGCACUUGGAGGGAGGUCAACAGAAUAAUCAUGACACUCAUACGUAUCCUAAGCAUCCCAAAGAAGAAACACAAACUUCCUCUAUGCUGGAUGAAGUCAGUAGUCAAUACAGUGUGGCAGAACAUAUGGAACCAAACUAUGAAGCUGCCAUUGAUGACUCUUUGGACAGCUCAAUUUAUAAUGAUAUCGUGACUCUGAAGAAUGAUAUCAAACAUUUGAGCCUGGCAAUCAAGAGGCACGAAUCCAUCAGAGACACAAACCUCUGCUGCAAUCAUACAAUAGGAAAGGUAAUUGAGCCACUCAGCACUUCUGUGGAAAACUUCUCAGCAGAUUUAACAACCCUCAAGCAGAAGCUGGAAGAACAUCUGCUGAUCUUUAAAAAGCUAUUUGGAAACAAUGAAGAAUUAGUUGCCUCAAACAUAAGUCUGGAUGUUACAAAGAUUCAGUCAAUGCUGACUAGAAAAGUGAGGCGGCAACAGAAAGGGCAAGAUAAACAGAAGGACAAGAAAAAGCCUGAGAAGCACAGAGAAAAUAUGCUAACAGUGACUGGAAGAAACAAAGUGCAGACAGGACCUCUGGGAAAAGACUCACUGGUGGCAUUCCAUGUGGGAUUCACAGGAAAGGAUAAAGAAAAAACUCUGAAGUUUAAUGAAACAUACUUCAAUUAUGGAAAUGGUUAUUUCCCUGAAGAUGGUUACUUUAAAGCACCACAUAAAGGUGUCUACCUGUUUGUCAUCUCCGUGGAGUUUAGUUCAGGGCCAGCAUUAGGACAGCUCUCCUUCAGCCGAGGGUACAGAAGAACUCUCUCCAGCAGUCAGAGGAAAACACCAAAUGGAAACACCAUGACUACUUUUGCUAUGGCAGAAAUGGAGAAGGGAGAGAGAGUAAGCUUUGAAUUGCUGCAGGGCUCUGUUGUGAGACGGAGUCCACCUGGGACAACAAUGGGUGGAUUCCUACUGUUUAAAACUUGAAUAGUGACAUUUUGCUGUAUUGAUACCUUUCCAUAGAUGCAAUGGAUCAAUUAACUAUUGCUUCAUCUGUGAUGUAUUCAAUCCAACUGCAUGUGUUUAAACAUAGCACUACUCUAGGUUUGUCUUCAUGCUUCUUUUCUGGAAGUGUUUGGCUUGUAAUUAGUUGCUUAUGAGCAGCGAUGGGAUUUUCUUUCAAGUAAUAAGCUAGCUGUUUGGACUCCAAAUACAUCAGUGCACACAUUCCCAAAUCCUUCCACUGUGAGCACUGCACACAACUAGAAAAAAUGGUUUGUGAGACUUCCUACACUUAUAAUCUCUUUUUACCCCUGGCCAAAGUGUACACUCCCAUGACAAACACUGACACCACUUGCAAGAAGAAGAUUUUAGGCAGGACUGUAUGUAUCAGGUCACGUGUUUUGUGAACAGCAGCUUCAAACUAAGAAACCAGGAUAGUUUUACCUUUUAGUUCUUGUGUGGACCACAAGCAGUAACAGACUGCCUUGAAAACUUCGGCAACUCACUCCAGUGUUUCAGUCUGUGCACAACAUGACCACUAGAAAAGAUGGAUCAAGAGCAGUACGUUGCACCCUAUGCUAGGAUUUGUCAGCAAGGAUGUUAGAAAUGGCCUGGUCUUUUUGCUUCUGGGCUUUCUGAUGCAUUUCAACUCUAUUGCAGAAAUUUGAGAGCAAUAAAAUAUUCUCAAGAUGAAUUACAUUUAGACAUUAGGAUUUUUUAAAAAAUAUUGGUGAAAGUGGUAUUUAUUUCUAGAGAUAAUCCUAAAUAACACGGCAAAUUCAGCCCAAAAUUCAGCAUUUACUAAAUAGUUUUAAGCCAAGCAAAACUAAUAGCAAAAAUAAACCAAGUUCAGUGGACUGCUGUCAUGUGGAAUAUAAAAUAAAUUAGAACAAACUCAAGAGUAGAAAUUCUGAACUGUGGAGCUUUGGUGGGUUUGUUUUUAUUUCCAAAUUCUCAAGAUGACCAUGUCUGGUCACGUCCUAAAUGUUUCUUCUGUGAAAUAAAGUAACUCAAAGGCCUUCACUUUAAAGAAUUGCAAUUGUUUUGAUGUAUUUUCCUUGUCUAUCCCAAUGUCUUACAAAACAAUAUUAAAACGAUUAAAAUUGCCAAGAUGAAGCUGAUUGAGAAAUUCCAAGUAAUUUUAGGGAAAGAGAUAAAUUCUUAUAUCCUUUGAAGGUAACAUUUUCUAACAGAAAUAUGUGCUGCUGUUUCUCCCCAACUACUUGUUUUCUAAGCAACACUAAACCUUCAAAAUUAUUAAAUCCCCACAUCAGUACCAAUACACACUGCAUUUAAGACAACACUUUGACAAGCAGACACUACCUAUCUACAAAGCAGUUUCAGCUACUGACUUGAAAAGAGGAUUGAUCUCCAUCCUGAGCAAAUGAUUGAAAAUGAUCUCACUCCUAGUAAGUGCUGAUUUUCACCAAGGAUUAACAGACUGAGUCUUGCCACUUACGUAACAUGGAACACUUCUGCUCUGUGGCAGCCAGCACAAACUGCCUGCAAGCUCGGUGUCAUCUUCUGUCCCACAAAUGCUAUCUGAGAAAGGGAAGAGAAGAUGGAUUUGAAGAAGUGAAAUGCCCAAAAGGAAGAAAGGCGUCAGUGGUCCUCCAGUUAGAGGCUUCUGUGGUGGCAGUGUUCUACAAUGCCAAGCAAAGUGUGAUAUCUAGGUCACGGUAGCUCAAGGAAUUCUCCAUCUUCAGUGCAAUUCUGGAGCUACCAGCUAAAUUCCACAAUUAAAUACAGACAGAAAAUAAAUACACACACAUUUUAAAACACCUUGCUUGAUUUUUAAAGCUUCAACUGGAACAAAGUUGCACGGAGCAAAGCUGGAGGUAGGUAGGUUCAGACUGGACGUGAGGAGGAAGUUCUUCACAAUGAGAGUGGUGAGAACCUGGAAUGUGCUGCCCAGGGAGAUGGUUGAGGUCUCAUUCCUGGAGGUGUUUAACGCCAGGCUGGAUGAGACUCUGGCCAACCUGAUCUAGGGCAGGGUGUCCAUGCCCAUGACAGGGGAGUUGGAACUAGAUGAUCCUUGUGGUCCCUUCCACCCCUGACUGAUUCUAUGACCCUAAAAACUAGUUACUUGGAAAAGGACGCAGUAGGCAGCAUACAGGGGAGCACUUCAUCCAGACAGGACUUUGGAAGGUUUGGUAUCCUUAUUCUUACCAGAGUUCACUUGUUUUGCAGAGUAAGCCAGGCAAAUUCAGAGAUCCUUGACACGAGGGCGAACGCAAUGUUAACAUAUUUUCUUAUUUGUAUUCUUCAAAUAUGUGCUUAAAUUAGCCACCUGCGUGUACAAAGAAGACACACUUGACUGAAAGACUCUGAUGUUCAGAUUAUGCAGCAAAAGUAAAUGCAGGAUAAUGGAUUAAAACAUUCUACUGGCUGCAUAAAUCAGGAAGUCUUACUUCCUUCUCAAUCAACAAGGGAAAGAAUUAAGCUACUGGACUAUGUUUUUUUCUUUUUAAUUAAUACAUGAGCUUUUUAAUAAACUUCCAUCUAAAC
Pogoniulus pusillus (Red-fronted tinkerbird) is the source of this 5559-nucleotide messenger RNA. It is a transcript of the gene MMRN2, whose product is annotated as multimerin 2. The record is from RefSeq and is a predicted model, not a curated record. Gene Ontology annotation, molecular function: protein binding. Lineage: Eukaryota; Metazoa; Chordata; Aves; Piciformes; Lybiidae. The transcript is spliced from 7 exons. Bases 1 to 3036 code for a protein of 1011 amino acids.